Messenger RNA from Melanotaenia boesemani (Boeseman's rainbowfish), 1989 nucleotides. RefSeq names its product neuroendocrine protein 7B2. NCBI's taxonomy places the organism in Eukaryota, Metazoa, Chordata, Actinopteri, Atheriniformes, Melanotaeniidae. The record is from RefSeq and is a predicted model, not a curated record. Gene Ontology annotation, cellular component: secretory granule. Gene Ontology annotation, biological process: regulation of hormone secretion; neuropeptide signaling pathway. The coding region runs from base 243 to 914 and encodes 223 amino acids. The transcript has 6 exons. Gene Ontology annotation, molecular function: enzyme regulator activity.
GUCAAUGGAAAAUACCGGAAAUAUUUCUUUAAAAUAAAAUGAGGAGUAACCUAUGGGAGUAACAUAUCGUUACACAAUAUCCGAUGUUUUGGAUAUAAAGUGUUGGGAAACCUAUACUUUGAGUUACCUUCUCCGUGUUUUUGUAAAGUAACUCAUGUGUUUUGAUAACCGGAAGUAAACAUUAUCAUUGGCUAGCUUGACAAGAGUCACGCGCAGUAGGCAGGUUUCUGAGCGCGGAUAAGAUGACAGAAAUGGGCUCAGCGGUGCGGUUAUCGGUGGUCAGCCUCCUCCUUUGCCUGCAGCUCGGCAAAGCUCCAGCCCGCAGCCCACGUACGGUGGAUCAGGUGUCAGAGGCCGAUAUACAGCGUCUCCUUCACGGUGUCAUGGAGCAGCUGGGUAUUGCACGGCCCAGAGUGGAAUAUCCAGCACAUCAGGCCACCAACAUUGUCGGGCCUCAGAGCAUACAGGGUGGUGCACAUGAGGGACUGCAGCAUCUCGGUCCUUAUGGGAACAUCCCCAACAUUGUGGCCGAGCUGACAGGUGACAAUGUCCCCAAAGACCUCAGUGAUGACCACAGUUACCCAGAUCCUCCAAACCCCUGUCCCCUAGGAAAAACGGCAGCAGAUGGGUGCCUGGAAAAUACUCCUGACACAGCCGAGUUUAGCAGAGAGUUUCAAAAACACCAGCACCUAUUCGACCCGGAGCAUGACUACCCAGCACUGGCAAAGUGGAACAAGGAGCUUUUGUACCAAAAACUGAAGGGUGGACCAAAAAGAAGAAAAAGGAGCGUCAAUCCUUAUUUACUGGGCCAGAGGCUGGACAACGUGGUUGCUAAGAAAUCUGUUCCCCACUUCUCUGAGGAAGAAGAAGAGGGAGCACCAAAUGUCUCUAUUGCUAGCAAAUCCACAACCUAAUGUCUUGCAAGUCUAACUGUAAAGUUAAAGUGUACUCUGAUAAAUGUUUUUUUUUAUUUAUUUUUUUUUUACCACCAGACAUUUAAGCGUUUAGGCCAAAAUUCAAUGAGACUGUGUUUUGAGAGCAAGUGUUGAAUUAGUUAAUGUUUAGUUUUAAAUAUAAACUGACCCAGAGCUUGGUCAGUAAUUAGCCAUGACUAGCUUCAGACUGUAACCUAUUACUCCUGCUGCUUCUUUCUUUUUAACCUGUUCCCUUUCAUUCUGAGAGCUUCAACAUGGAAACAAAAUAUUACUUUUUGAAACAAUGACCCUCAGCCACCAGGACCGACACAUUGUUAUUUGUGAAGAAAAUCCAACUGAAAUUCUAAGAUUUUAUAGUGUUUUUUAACCAUAAGGCUAUGUCUGCAAGUAAGAAUUUGUUGCACGUCCUUUCAACAAAUGCUUUUUUGAAAUCAAAAAGUUUUUUUAAGCUCUAAAAUCAAGCUGUAAUGAGGAAUGAUCUCAGAAGAUGACACAGUAGUUUGAGUAAAAAGCUUGUUUAAGGACCAAAAGGAUAUCUGUUCUCUGAUUAGAUCUGUUCGAUUUGAAAGGAAAUGCUUGUUCAUUUACACCAAGACAAUAUAGUCUUCUUACUGGAGAUUCAGCCCAGAAUAAUAAAAUGUGUGUAAUAAAUACUUAACUGUAAGUUUAAAGUAAAUUUCCAGCUGUACAAUAAGAGGUUGCAGAAAUAUUUGUUGUUCUUGAGGAAGGUUAAAUCAGAAAAUCACGUUUCACCACAUGUUCACUUUUUAUAUAUACCAUGUGAAUCACUUUAUUCUCUUGUAACAAUGAUUAAAUUCUACUCAUGCAUUUAAAGGUGAUUUCAAAUAUGUGGUCACCCUCCGUUUCUAUGGAGACGAUUGAAAACAUCUUUGCUGUAGCAUGACGCACCUUUUGGAGCUUAUUCUGACUUUUCUUUGUCCUGGUGUUGUGGAUCGCUACAGGCUACACUGACUCUUAUCUUAUUUACCAAAUCUAGUCAAAAUGUUUGUGUUCUGUUUUUGUUCUGUAAAGUCAAAUAAACGAUUUAUCUGCA